CAGUCUCUUUCUUUUCUUGUUCGCUCAACAUCAACCUCUUGUGUUAACAGCCAUUAAGCUGGUUGUGAAUUUACUAUAGCUGUAUGUCCAAAGAUGUUAGCUAUUUGUCACUUUAAAAAAUAUUAUCAAUUGACUGCUUAUUGUUUAUAAUGAAAACUUCAACCAUCAGCCUUAAUUAAAGCCAUUGUCACUCAAUUAACUCUUCCUUAGUUCUAAUGAGGAAGAUCAACCGGAGUAGAGAAACAAGCGAGUUUACAAAGACUGACCAUUACUGCUAAAGGGUGGAGUGGAAUAUUUUACUAGAGGACCAAAAAUGGAUUAUUUUAAUAACAAUUAUCUCAACUUUACUCAAUUUAUUACACGAUCAACUAACCGUCUACACAUCUGUGAUCCUAAAAGUGGGCUGAUUAAUGAGCCAUUAUUUCAAUUAGCCAAUGGUUUGAUUUUUGUAUCUUACAUGGCAUCGACCAGCCUGGCUGGUUUACUGUUUAUGCGAUGUUGUCUCGUCAUUGGUUCACUUUGCCUAGCUCUAUGGGCUUACAUUAACGUCUGUUCAAUUGAUACAGUCCUUUGGAAUCUAUUAUUUUUCAUGGCUCAUGCUGUUUAUAUAUUUAUUCUAGUAUACAAGUUACAUCCAUUCAUCAAAUUUCCUCGCGAUGUUGAAUUGGUUUACAGGGAUCUAUUUCAACCAUUAAAAGUUUCUCGUCACUCAUUCAAUAAGUUAUUUAAAUCCAUCCGAGAGAUGCAAGUUCUUAAAGCUCAUGACAUCUAUUGCGUUGAAGGUAAAACUCCUGUUGACAAGUUAUCAUUAUUGGUUUCUGGGCGACUGGCAGUUCUUAAAAACGGACGUGCUCUCCAUUUAAUUGACGGACACCAGUUUAUUGAUUCACCUGAAUGGUUUGGUGUUAGUUCCAGUGAUGCUUAUCAAGUUACAAUUGUUGCCUUGGAAGAGUGUCGUCUCAUUGUUUGGCACAGAGACAAACUUAAGUUAAUAAUUUCAGGCGACAAUUACUUACAGACUUUAAUGGACAGCGUUUUAGGUCGAGAUGUGGUAAAAAAGCUUCUUUUUGUUACGGAUACAAUUAGUAAUAACUUCAAUAUUGAUCAACAGCUCAAUGAAAACUCAAAGCUCAUCAUGCCAAUUCACCGAGCCAUGGAUCAUGUUGUUAAAAGAGAGAUUCACGACAAUGGGACUCAUUGUUUUUGGACUCUCUCUAAAAUCACUGAAGACUCGGAGACCAACGUUUAACAAAAAUAACUUCAUCUUACCGAUUGAAUCUUGAAGUGCCAAUGAGUCAGUAAAUGCCAAUUUUCAAGCUAAGGAUAUAACUUCAUUGCACUGCCUACAGAAAAUGGUUAUUUUCAACUUUAUCCUAUGCUUAAAAUAGAACCAAUCAGGGUAGAUCCUUUUUUCACGGAUUUUUGCUUUUGACGGUCUAAAUUAUCUUCCUGGAAUCAUUUCGUAUUCACCUUUAACACAAUGAUUUCAAAGAGCGACUCAUUGUCAUCACAUUUUAUCAGACCAAAUGAUCUCAUUUUUACUGAUAUUGCCUUUUGAAUACAAUUUCUGUAAUUCAAAUCAACCAAUUGAUAUUGCUCUCUAUCUAACAUUUUACAUGACCAUUUCUACAAAAACCUUUCUAAAUUGCGUAAAUUCCUUUAUUUUCAUCAUGAUUUUCUAAUUGUACCUGAGUCUCAACUUUUUCGAUUUCUCAACCUGAUCUAAUUUAUAAAAAUCAUGGUGGUAAAAAAUGAAGGCGCAAUUUGCACGAAUGACCAAUCUCAUCUAAUCAUUGUUAAUUGCUAAUCUCUUCAACUCUAAAUCUGAGCUUUGAAAAUUGUAUAAUAAAAUAAUAAAACUAAUCAAAUGUUCAUACAACAAGAAAUCAAA
Tetranychus urticae (two-spotted spider mite) is the source of this 1891-nucleotide messenger RNA. Its product is annotated as popeye domain-containing protein 3. Lineage: Eukaryota; Metazoa; Arthropoda; Arachnida; Trombidiformes; Tetranychidae. Gene Ontology annotation, molecular function: cAMP binding. Gene Ontology annotation, biological process: skeletal muscle tissue development; regulation of membrane potential; striated muscle cell differentiation. The record is from RefSeq and is a predicted model, not a curated record. Gene Ontology annotation, cellular component: sarcolemma.